AUGUCUGAUCUCGAACUCAAGCUACACUACCUCCAAAUUACGGUUGGUUCUGGGAUCUUAGCCGAGCCGAUCAGUUCAUCAUGCACGGACAACAGCCGACUAGAAGCUGCUCGUGCUCAUCAACAAUACUCGUUCUACGAGUCCCCAUACGAAGAACGUCGCCCGCUGUUUGCUGUACCGAGCCAUCCUGGCCUGGCCUACCAUCACCAUCUGCUGCCACCAUACUACCAUAGUAUGGUAACGACACAGCCGGCGCCAGGUCCAAGCACAGCUAACGGGCCCGUUUUUCCUCCAGGAGUGGAACCACAUCGAAAUCCAUUUGCAGUGCAAAGGCAGGCACAACCAGCAGUUCGUGAGGACUCCGAAGAGGACGGUAUCAAUUGCUCGCCAUGCUGUGAUAAUGAAAACGUGAGUCGCACCUUCCGGUCGAUCGUUCUCGGCCAAAUUCUUUCGUUAUGCCUUUGCGGUACGGGUAUUUCCAGUCAGUUGCUUUCAAAUCGAGGAGUGAACGCUCCUGCUGCUCAAUCUUUCACCAACUAUUUCCUCUUAUGUUUUGUGUACUGCACAGCAUUAUCCUGCAAAUCCGGUGAAGAAGGUCUGUUAGGGGUCCUUCGGAAGCGGGGACUGCAGUAUUUUCUAUUGGCUUUGAUCGACGUUGAAGCUAACUACAUGAUCGUUUACGCGUAUCAAUUCACUAAUCUUACAAGUAUCCAGUUACUCGAUUGUGCAACCAUUCCGACAGUGCUGCUGCUUUCAUGGUUGUUCCUUUCUGUUCGAUAUUUAAUUUCACAUAUUAUAGGUGUUUGCGUAUGCUUAAUAGGAAUUGCAUGCCUCAUUUGGGCCGAUAUUCUGGGUGAGAAGGGAAGUAUAGGAGGUAAUCAUCGAGUCAUAGGAGAUUUAUUAUGUCUUGGCGGUUCAAUACUCUACGCAACUGCCAACGUUUCCGAGGAAUUUCUUGUGAAGCAACAUAGUCGGAUGGAGUACCUUGGAAUGGUCGGCCUUUUCGGCUCGCUCAUCUCAGGAGUUCAGCUCGCCGUUCUCGAACACAAGAACUUGGCACAGUUGGACUGGAGUGCCGCCACCAUCGGUUGCUUCUUGUUGUUCGCCAUCUCCAUGUUCAUCUUCUACUCGCUGGUCACAGUGGUAUUGCAGAAGACAUCGGCGUUGAUGUUUAAUCUUUCUAUACUCACUGCCGACUUUUAUUCACUUCUCUUUGGCCUCUUUCUUUUCAAGGAAACGUUCCAUUACCUCUACUUUGUUUCUUUCGUGGUUGUUGUUACUGGUUCGGUGAUCUACUCGAUUCGAGACACACAAAGGAGAGAUCCAAACGAGCCGCGUCGUGUAUGCCCGUGCCUGUUCAUCUGCUGUUGUUGCUGCGAUUGCUGUUUCGAGGAAGUCGAAAGCACAGAAGGAUCUUUUGAUGUUUCUCCAUCACCAACUCGAACGUCAAUCGCCAUGUACGCCGGACAAAGUAAUCCUCGAGACUGCCCAAUACACGGGAGAAGAGCUGCUUCCACAUUGAGCAAUGGAACUCGAAAUACAGAAACGAGGCAGUGA
Necator americanus (New World hookworm) is the source of this 1557-nucleotide messenger RNA. RefSeq lists its product as uncharacterized. Gene Ontology annotation, cellular component: membrane. NCBI's taxonomy places the organism in Eukaryota, Metazoa, Nematoda, Chromadorea, Rhabditida, Ancylostomatidae. Gene Ontology annotation, molecular function: transmembrane transporter activity. Gene Ontology annotation, biological process: transmembrane transport. The record is from RefSeq and is a predicted model, not a curated record. The coding region runs from base 1 to 1557 and encodes 518 amino acids. The transcript has 13 exons.